Molecule: messenger RNA, 7175 nt
Organism: Orbicella faveolata
Lineage: Eukaryota; Metazoa; Cnidaria; Anthozoa; Scleractinia; Merulinidae
Molecular function (GO): carbohydrate binding
Source: RefSeq, a predicted model, not a curated record
CAUGAGAAAUUGGGAGCUCUAACUUAAACAGAGCUUAUUUGUUUUUUUAUUUUACAAGGGAGGAGAAAUAGGGAAAAGAAAUUUCAACUGCUUCAGUUUUACAAACAUUUUUUCAAAAUUGAAUGAUUAAUAAUAGAUUAGGAGAGGAUCCCUGAAUAGACAUUUAACUCAUUGAAAUAAAUAAGAAUUUUCGUAAUAUUUUUUCAUAAAGCGAGCAAACCAAUCUGUUUUGGGCUUGCUUUAUGGAGGCGCUGCAAAACAAUCCUGAUCAAAAAAGUCAAGUUGUAUUUGACGACAAAAAGGAAGGAAAAGAAUGGCUUUAGGGUUAUCUGAGGUAAUUUCUUGAAGAAAUAGCCAGAACAACAUACUUUGUUCUCGAAGAAAAACUGUUAAAAUUACUUUCCACAAAGAAUUUUAUAGUUUGACGUUUUUUUAACUUAUCACAAACGAUCAGUGACUAAGUGGUUUUCGAGACGCUUUGUUGUAUUCUAAGAGACAUCUGAGACUUAUCACACGGCCUAGAAACACGAAACUUAUUGCUCAAGAUAUCAGUUUGCAUAUUAUGUUUUUGCAUCGACAGAACAGUGCCAUGGUCACUGCGAUCAAACAUCAUCCACAAGUACUUUCGAACACGUUUUCUUUGCACUUCACUUAAGCACUUUGUAGAAUUUUGCUCUGAAAUUGGCAAUUUGUAUCCUCGUGCGAUUCGCCACGCGCCCUUGUUAUACCACUUUGCAGUGCGACCAAGAAUGCCUCCCUAAAUGUAAAUUUGUAAACACAGUCCAGUGUCUCAAGUAAUUUGAUUUUGUUUGCCUUUUGUGCAGUUCCAAUGGGCUUUGUGCCCUGUCUAUAAUUGUCAACCUACGACUACAAUUAUGGCUUGGUGUAUUUGACAACUCAUUACCCAUAUUAGGCAAACAGGUGAUACUUCUAAGCAGGUGGUGAAACGAUUAAAUUAAAUUUGUGUAGAAAAUCAGAAAUGUCUGCUUAGUUUACCUUGGAAUUAAGCGGUUUUCACCACUUUAACACCUAGCACCUUAGAUCAAAUCGAUCAGGGGUUCUCCGAAGAGAUUUUGCGGCUUAUCGUCGAGAUCUCGCCAAACAUCGAUUGUUUAUCAACUGACAUUCGGACGAAAUUUGAUUCAGCGGCCACAACACCUUUCAAAUUGGACGACAGCUCUGCUUUCUAAAAGCGCAUUAAAAUUAAUGAAAAUCACCAUAAACUUCGCAUACCCGGACGGACAAGUCAAUUUGGGUGACAACAAUAUCCACAACUUUAAAUUCGCUCCUGUGUAUGCGUUGAAGAAGAGGAUAAUUUCCCGGCUUCUCGAGGAGUUCGGAAGAGUCCAAUGACCACAUCUCAGGAUGAUUAUGUUUAAUUCUUUAGCGGUGCUUGCAAGGAUUAGCCUUGUGAUCCUUGUGCUGAUGCUGACCGUCUCGGUUAAUAAUGGAGAGGUUCGUAUAGAGGACAUAGGACGCACGUUCUCCAAGGUCAUCUGCCAAGGAACGACGGUCAAAUGGAAUUGCAGAAACUCGUCUCUUGCAAUGGUUAUUUAUACUGCUACCUACGGACGUGAGGAGUAUGGUGACACUGUCUGUCCUUUUAAAAAGCCCCUCGUCGAUGACUCAGUGAUUCAGGCUAAUGACACAAACGCCUACUCAAAAUGCCCUUUGAAGAAUAUCACCGUACGGAUUAUGAAACUGUGUGACAAGAAAAAGCGUUGUACUGUUACCGCAAAUAAAACUUACUUUGGAAAUCACUGCAAAGGAGUUUACAAAGUUCUUAAAGUUAUUUACGCCUGUGUGAACAAACAUGAAUUAAAAAUCAGGACCCUUCCUCUAUACACUACAACACCUAGUUACAGCACUACUCCUGUCACUUUAUCCACGUCUUCACCCAAAGUAACACCCACACGUAAGAGAGUAACAACCUUGACCAAACGAAAAAAAAGUCGCACUAAUUCUACUGUUAGAAAGAGUCGAACACGCACAACUAAAGCACCUCAGUCCACAAAGCACACUUCUGGGUCGAAAACCCUCGCUGAGACAACUUCCAAACUUUCUACUCUAUCGUCUACCAAUCUAUCGACAAAAGCGCCGGUAACGAUGACUAACAAGCCCACUAAAGUGACACCGACAACGUUACCAAUCGUUUCUAAACCGAAAACGACUAAGAAACGCACCCGGGCAACGAUCACUGAACCAAAGACGGUAAGUAAAGGUGUCAUUACGUUGAAACCGAACGUUACGGUCUUAACUUCUGAAGCUAGUGUACCAAUAACCAUUCCUAUUGUGUUAACAAAUACAACAAUAACCACUGAACGACACCAAAAGUCUAAGAAUCCAACCACGUCCACAGGUGUACCAAUCACGAUACAAGUGAACUGUACCAACUGCACAUUACCAAACGGGACUCUUACCUCCAUACCCACCACUUUACGACCAAUUAUACCGACAACUCACAGGGGACCUUCAUCCAAGACAAUUUCCAGUGGUGCACCAGAAGUCAUGGGGGUGGCAAGACCAGAGGCCGUCAUAGGUGUGUCAGGAUCACUUUACCUUUGGUUUCUUCACAUGAAAGACAAUUCUUCGACGUACACGACGGUGUUUCUCCUGAGCGCAUUGGGAGCAGCAAUUAUAAUGGUGGCAGUUGUAGCUUGCUUUCUAACCCUCCAGAAAAAGAAGGAAUUCCUGAAGCUUGACAUAAUGCACCAACCCAAAAGAUUCAUAGCUCCACCCAAGGAUACGAAGACAACUAACCAGAACGGACAUGUCCCCGGAAAAAGUGAGAAAUUACCCGACGCGGAGGAAGCACCCGAUGGAAUGCUUCCAAAAGGACCUGAGGUUGUAUUCACCGCCCAUGACGUAAAUAAUCAUGUUCCCAAAGAGUUCAAUAUCGAUAGAUAUUCUGGUAUGGAAAAUGGAACAGUGAAGAAAGUCGAUGGAACAGGUAUUCAUGUCAACCCUCUGUUUAACGGUAGCAAUAGUAACAAACCUUCAGGCUCGAUCACCAAUUCAAACCCAGGUAAUCAGCGUGGAUGUGACGCGGUUUCCAGCCUUCCAUCUACUCCAUGUCGAAGUCGUACUCUAAGUGAGCCCAGAACCGGGACACCACGACGCGGAAGAGCCAACAGCACCGGUAAUGUAUCUCGUAGUCAUGAACGGCACCACAGUCAAGGCAUGCCUGAUUAUCCUGACGAGAGAGUACGACUUCCUCGUCACCUCAGCGCUGGAAACGUGUCUCAUCACCAUCGACACGGAACGCAAUCAGAUCACGCUUUGCAAAGUCAGUCACCCGCAAGAACCCUACCCCGCCAGAGGGCAGCUACAGGAAAUGCAGCAUAUAAUCAAUCGCCCGUGCGAAAUCCUCUUAACUGGCCUCCACAUGGACAAGCAAUACCUGCCAAUGGAACAUCUAACCCUGGGAUUAUAAGCAACUCCUCGCCAGCGAGAUCGGUUCCAGACGGUACUUUGGUAAAUCAGUAUCCCACUACAAUUGGCAAUUUGAACAACAGGCAGCAAAGCCCCGGAGGUGUAACGCAACAGCCAUCACCCUCUAGAGGUGCACAGUAUAACUCUCUUGGUCAUACGGUGAAGCAACCCUGGACCACUGGUGAGGCACCCAGCACACCCUCACAAAAUUCAGGGUCAUAUCAGCGGGCAAAUCCGAACUCCCCAGUGAAAUUUUCCAAUCCGUCUAAUGUAGCAUUGGCAUCUGACGGCAACGCGGGAACACCAACACCUUACUCGGCCCAUCGGAACACCCCGAAAUUAAACAGAAAAUGGAGUGAGGAGAAACCGACAAAUAAUGCUGCUCCGAAUAUAACAACAAACCCAAAUUACAACAAUAAACCUAGCGAUAUUUGGCAGAAGCACAGCGAGUCAGGGCAAAAAGAUGGAAGCGGUAAAAGCUUAAGCAGGGACCAAGGGAGCAUACCAGGCGGUACUCUACAGCGCAGGAAUGUUUCUUCUGAAAAAUGCUCUCCUCAGGAGCAAGAUGCUAAAAAAGAGGUAGGAAAUGCCAAUGAUAGCAAUGCUGAUGCUCUUGAACCACAGAAUGCCUCGGAAAAUUCUGUCAUGGACAAAAUUUUGGGGCUGCCUCGAUUAUUGUUCGGAAAAAGAGAACGGGAACUGCCAACAGAAUAACGUUGAUCACGGAGUUACAGUGUAAAACACAGUGGAGACAGAUACAGUGUAAUUUCUAACAAACGACAUUUACUGCUCCGCUAUAAAGACUACUAAUCCUUUAUGACAAGUAAGCAGGAAAUCCCCUAAAAUCACAGACGAUAGUCAGCAAGUACAUUAACGAAAAGUUAACAUGACAAUGGAAAGGAAGGUCAAAGGGUGAAUCAAAGAACGCGAAGCAGAAAAGAUCGGCUAUUUACUCUAACAGUCUGAAACGGGCCUUAAGAUAGAAAUGGGCCUGCAUUGGACUGAGUAUUCACAAGUAGCGGAUGUUAAAAUUGCCAUGUCGUAAUUUAUAGAUUGGAAGCUGCUUCUUCAGUGUUAUUUAAAGUCUAUAGCUUUAGGGGAGAAUAUUUAUCAAAGGAGAAUAUUUGCCAAAUUGAGACUGAUAGCUGUAACGUUAAAAGUUUCUUUGAUUGUGGUGGAAUUCGGUAGAUACCUUCUUCUGGGACUUUAUCAGGGAAAAAAAUGUUCAAAACGACAAAACUCAGAAGUAGCUCCCACAUGACCCAGCAAAAUGAAUUUUGAAUAGAGAACAUUUCGACAGAAGUGAUGUAGCUGUAAGAGAAUAUAAAACUUAGGCCAUAGUGUAAUCUACAGACGUACUACCUGUGUCAGAUGGAAACCUUUUUGAGCAGUUUAGCUCUGUUAUCCCUUAGAGUACGAGGCUUAAAUUACUUUCAUAUUUAAGUCUACAAUACUUGAUCGUUCUUCUCAUCAGUAUUCACUGAAACGGCCACGUGAUGUUUUAUUUACAGACUCAAAACUUUAGCCACUUGUACAGCAUAAUAAACAGUACCACCAAGAGAGGAUGAGUGGUAAGAUAGACCAUAUUCCCAAGGUGAUCCCUCACAAGUAAUGUUUAGAUCAAUUCCGGUAUCAGAAAUCCCGGGAGAGUAUAGCAAUAGCCAAUCUUGUGAAGCAGAUUUUGUUCACCUGUGCAGCUCAAGCAGCUUUACAUUCGUUUUCAUACCUUUCCACCGCCCCCUCCUAAAACGAGCCCACAAUGCGCAUGGGUGCUGAAAAUGACUGGCCAUUGUCUAAAAAUAUCUCGAGAGGAUUAUGUUGGGAGAAAGGCCUUUAUAGAGAUUAACUCUGUUACCCUUUAUUCUCUCUUGGUACUACUCAAAAGCAAUCAUUUGAUCAGGCCACAUACUGGGGUUUUAUUCACGUGCGUACUAGACACGAGGUCGAUUCUGGGAGAGAAAGGUUCAAAAAUUGUUUUAAUAAUGUGCAAAUAGAGUAACGCAACAAUUAAGGGCAUUACGUGAACGUGAAGUCUACGUCUCCCUACUUUUCUUGCGAGGACUACCUCGUCUGAAGCAGAUAUCCAAAAAAUUGUCAAGGCGAUGGUUUCUUGUCACCUCGUCUGUUUAACGCUCCAUUGCAAUUAGGAAAAUUUGAAUGUUUCUUGUGGGGACACUCUUAUGGGGACAGGCCUCGACCACUUACAAGGACUGCGUCCCAUCGGCGAAUUAUGGGGACAUGUUUAUGAACGCCAAAUAACUACCGACCGAUAAUAUACAUAUAUGACACUACUCGAUUCUGAUUGGUUCAGCGAAGUCCCAGUGCAACACCAGUGCAAAGAGCGGUUGUUUCAUUAAUUGUCCAGAGUUUGGACAAACAAUAGCGUGAAUCUAAUUUGUAACGAUUAUGUGUGUAGUGAUUAUGUGAAAAAACAAUCAGGAGUGCAUUCUGUUAUAUUUCCAUGCUUUGAUCUUGGCAAGCUUUCUGGAACACUAACUAAUCUGCUGUUAAGGGCGAAAAAUUGCUUUCUCAAAAACAAACAUUCCCAUUCUUGUGAGGAUUCAAGAUGUGUAUUCUACAGACCAACCGGCUUCUGCAGACUUCUCAGAAGUCCCCUUGAAAUAGGUCUACUUGAAAAUAAUUAUUAAUUUAAGGGAUCUUUUUCAGGGAACCCGAAACCCUCGCAAUCCCCACAGAGCUGGUGUGGUUUUAUACACAACUUUGCGAUUUGUUUCUGCCCCCAAACUGAAGUAAAUUGUAUAAACACCACUUUUCAGAGGUCAGAGUAAGUUGGUAAAGUGGUCAGCCCAUCUAAGACAUGAUUUUUUAGUUCAUUCCCUUUAGAGUAUUAGACCAAUUGAACAGAUAAAUAUUACAUGGAAUUAUUUUCAGGAUGUCUGAAAAAAGCUGGCCAUUGAUGUAAUUUAUAUUGCUUAAGUAUCUACAAAGCCGGUGGAUACUAAUCUCUUGCAUUUGUAAACGAAGUCACUAUAGUUUAACGAAAAAUCGACAUAGUGGCCGGCCAACGGGUGUUUAUAUAAUUUUGGAUCGACUCUAAGGAUAUGCUAUUGUACUUGUAAUAUAACGAUGAAGCGCGAAUUCGAAUAUUAAAUAGGUCAGCAAUUCGUACGUGUGAUACAGAUGCCAUGUAAAAUUUAGUCAUCUGAUAGUAAAAUCCCAAAAUGUUCUCAUGGCACAUGGCUCAAUUCCAUUUUCACACGCACGCAUUGCGGACGUACUUUUGUGCAAAUAGCUAACGUACGUGAAUGACUACCUUGUCUGCAACGUAUGCGUAAAAAAUCUUAAUGAUCUUCUUCUUAGUCUUAUGAAACACUAAUUAAAAUGUAGAAGCAUAAGGUCUUCACGUCCACAAUUCUGAUAAUAUUCCGGGCAGUCUGGUCAGGCUAAUAGAUAAACGAUUGUAAUUCAACCAUAUUGUAAUGACCGUUUGCAGCUAAAACGACGAUAAAAGGCAAAUAUUAAAUGGAUUUAGCCUUCUACGUUGUUGACCCUAACUUAGGGAGUUAAGCUAAACUCGCGGUGGCAUAAAACUAGACAAUUACUGAUUUCAGCUUUCAAAACGAUAAAGCUAGGUUUUACAAAAGUUAAGCGCAAAGCAAUUUUAUACAGAUCUAAGCCAUGGUGUGAAGAAGAUAUUAGAUAGCAGAUGUAUGAUUGAGGGAUAUGUUAAGGGUUUCAAUAAACAAAUACGAAAGUAAAAUAAAAUGUAACCGUUGAAACAA